Molecule: messenger RNA, 11489 nt
Organism: Odontomachus brunneus
Lineage: Eukaryota; Metazoa; Arthropoda; Insecta; Hymenoptera; Formicidae
Gene: Kdm3
Product: probable JmjC domain-containing histone demethylation protein 2C
Exons: 18
Coding region: 98-9328 (3076 amino acids)
Biological process (GO): regulation of transcription by RNA polymerase II
Cellular component (GO): chromatin; mediator complex; histone deacetylase complex
Molecular function (GO): transcription coactivator activity; histone H3K9 demethylase activity; chromatin DNA binding
Source: RefSeq, a predicted model, not a curated record
CGGGGGGGGACGCGAGCGAGGGAAAGGGUGACUGGCAGACCCGGCUGUGGCGAUCCGAAGUCGCGGAUUCGGCACGCCGCGGUUUACCGAUCGUAAUAUGGCGUACAAGUUUCGCGAGGAGAUCGUGGGAAAGAGGUUUCUCUCGGUGAGUGGUUUCACCAAGCCGAAGGUGAAUAAGAUUAGUGAGUGGGGUUGGCGUGCGGGGGUGAUACGUGCUGCCAGUCACAGGGAUAAUGGCUGUCAUGAUCUUCAGGUCCUCGUAGAAUACGACGACGUGGAGUGGCAACGGAGAGAGUGGCUGUCGCCUCACAGGGAUGCCGUGUUCUCCUUCUUUCUCAUCGAACGUGGUCUCUACUGGGCCGAACGACCUGACCCCAGGCACGCCAGUCUCAUCCCCAUCGAUCAUCACAAUCACGCGAACAAUAACCACCAUCAGCAUCGCAUUAACGGGAAACCGCUCAGGAGCGCCGCGACGGUCGCCGACACCGUUGCUUGGCCAGCUCUCACUUUCUAUCCUCUCGUGGCACGCGCCGAGUUGCAUGAGGACGCCAUGCCGAUCGAGUUUAUGCAGGACCGCAAACUGGACUUCGUCGACUACUCGAAGCUGAAACCGUUCACUCAGGAUUGGGAGCUGACUAAGGGCACGAUGCCCUGGGGAAACGCCGUUAGGAGAUGGGCCGAGAUGCAGGACGGCCAGAGAAUCCUGCUGACUACGCCCAGCGUCCUGGUCGGUUUCAGGGUCGAGGUUUAUCGGGCGGAAGGCACCACACAAUGGUACACAGCCGUGAUCGUCGGUUACAACGAGUCCACUAAGGACUUGACCGUCACCGACGAUACGGUCCUCGAAGAUCACAACGAGGAUCCCACCUUAGUACAAAUGCGGCUAAUCGGCGAUGGAGUCGUCGAGAGCAUCAUGAGGGGCGAGGUCGUCGGCAUGACACCGAGGAGGUCGAGGUCAUCGACUGCUCUGACGCACGCGCUCGUUGUGCCCCGACCUGGAAGGAGGCCACGAAGACGGCCGGGAAACGCGGCGCAGUUGCAGACAACUCCGAGGGUGCAGAGUCCGAUACCGCAGCAUCUCGAGAAAGAGAAGAACAACGCCCGUAACAAUCGACGUAGACGCGUGAGCGAAGGUGCCAGUCGCGAAAGAACCGAGAAGGAUCCCGAAGCGGCGUUACCCGCGCGGCAGCAAGAGGAUCGUGAGAACAAGGGCCCAACGUCGGGUAGGGUCGGCAAUCGGGUAGCGCGGCCGGUGUUGGAAGAGGCGAACAGCGCAUCGGGAAGCGCUUCGAAGUUACGAAGACGCAACACCGCGGUAAAGAGUCCGACCCACGGUCCACCGGCGCAACAGCAAAGACCAGCGCGAAGGAGACUAAGACCAGGAGGCGGCCAGGAGGUCAAGACAGACGCGGAAGAGCCCACCGAGCAGCAUCAGCGUACCGGUGCCGCGAGAGCUGCCGCUGCCGCUACCGCCGCCGCCGCCGCCGCCGCCGCCGCCGCCGCCGCCGCCGCUGACAAGGACGAACGUCUCGGUAGCAGGUCGGAGGAAGAGGAGGAAGAGGAGGAGGAGGAAGAAGAGCGUCUCGGGGGAGAGGAUGAGGAGAGCCAGGAACGCUGCGAUCCACUGACUAAGCGGCUAAGAACAAGCCCCGUCGGCAGAAAGCUUCGUUCCGAGAGUAGUAAGGGCAAAAACGCCGCACCGGAUCGAGCCGGAGAGGUAGUGCUGGAGGCUGAGGAGGAGGAGGAGGAGGAGGACGACGACGACGACGACGACGACGACGACGAGAACGACGACGACGAAGCCGAGGAAGAAGCGGGGGAGGAAAAACACGACGGGACCGAGCGAGAGGUCGACAAACUCGAGGAGGACGAGGAAAGUCAAUCCAGAGAGAGGGACAGAGAACCCGAGCCGCCACCUCCGGACAAAGUAGAUCCCGGAGGCGAUCCAACUUCCAAGGAGCAACCAGGUAGCAGGUCAGAAUCGAAAAAGGACGCUCGCACGGCCGAUCGAGAGGCUAACGAAAACGAGCGGAGCGAACAACAGCAGCAGCAACAACAGCAGCCGCAGCAACAGCAGCAACAGUCACAACUGCAGCAGCAACAGCCACAACAGCAGCAACAGCAACAACAGCCGCAGCAGCAGCAACAACAACAGCAACCGCAGUUACUCGUGAAUGGAUUGCACGUCAACUCGGUGGCCAACGACAAGACGAAUGCCAUCCGCGAAGGUAGCCCGUCGUUGUUGAAGUCAAACGCUCGAUCAAAGACAAAGAGGUUCGCGGAGGAAGAAGAAGAAGAGCGCGACGAGAACGACGAGGAAGAGGAAGCGGGCUCACAGCGGUCGCGCCGAACGGAGCUGACCACCACCGAGUUAGGCACGGAGGAUAGCGUGGGUAGCGUCGGCGGUGUGAGGGCGGCCAGCGUCGAAUCGGUCGUCGAGCUGCUGGAGUCGAGCAGUCAGGACUCAGGCUCCGUGCUGGAGAGGCUGAGUCCGCUUAGUAGCAGCGGCGGCGGCGGCCCUGGCAGGCAGAGCCUGCUCCUGGAACAGCAGCGGGAGCAGGAACGCAAUCGGCACAACGAAAGUCCGGUCAUCCUAGCCGAGAGACUGAACAAGCCGCCACCGCCGAUUGCCAGUCACCAUCACCAUCAUCAUCUGCAGCAGUACCAUCAGCCGCAUCACCAACAACAGCAGCAGCAGCAACAACAACAACAGCAACAGCAGUCGUACCAACACCAUCACCAUCACCAACAACAGCAACAUCAGCACCACCAACAGCGCUACUCUACCGAUAGUCCGGUGAUCCAUCAUCAUCACCAGCAGCAACCGCCGCAGCAACAGCCGCAGCAUCACCACCAUCAGCUAGCGAGCAGCCCGCACCAACACCAACACCAUCACCAUCCCCACCUGACCCCGUCGAGCCUCCUCGAGGUGCAACAGCAGUCUCACACAUCGAGGGGCGGCGAUGAGGCCGGCCUCAUGGAAGUGGAGGCCGGGGCCGGUAUACCUGGAGCGGGUGUUCUCGCCAGUGUACCAUCGGUGGUCGGCGGCAUACGGGCAACGUCGGGCGGCAGCGGCGUCGCCGGUGCCUACGGCGACACCGGCUCCGACAGCGGGGUAAGCUCCCUGAGGAGCGCAGGCUCGGGCGACGAGAGGAGCGGCAGCAGAAGUUCCGCGCUCAGCGUCGAGGAGACGACAUCGUCCUCCGCUCCGACAGCGGUUGCCGCUGCCACGCCUGCCAGGAUCUGGCACGUGCAAAGCGUGCAGCACACGUCGCUCCUGAUGGCGCAUCCGAGCCAAGGUGCGCCUAACCCCGCCGCGAGCGCCGCGGCGACCGCGCCGCCGGUCGGCUACCAGAGCCCGGCGCCACCGGGUCACCACGUCUCGUCGGAGAUGCUGUGGAGGCCGUCCAGAUAUCCGCCGCUGUCGCACGCCCUCUUGGGACCGCAGCCGCCCAGCCCGGAGGAGUUGCUGGAGAGGGACCGUCACGAGAGGAUGCUCCGAGAACGCCGCGAGGCGGAAGUGCGCGAGCUGGAGAAGCGCGAACGCGAGCGAGAGGCGAAGAUGGAACGUGAGAGGCUCGAGAAGCAGAGGGCGGCCGAGCAAGCAGUUCACAAGCACUUUGAGGAGUCGUUCAGGCUGGCACAACAGAAGACAUCUCAUGUCCCGCAGAGGAGCUCCUCUCUACCAUGGAACGCCUUCAUUCCCUUGCCGCCCACCGGCAGAAGCCAUGGGGCGCCGCUCUCGGGAAUGACCGCUCCGCACGCUGGCCACCAUCAUCCUGGCGGUCCGGGUGCGGCCGCGUCCGCCGCCGCCGCCGCGGCAGUCGCUCAUCCCAUGACCGUGGCGCAGCAGCAGCAACGGGAGCGCGAGAAGCGGGAGCUGGAACGGGAACGCGAGAAGCGGGAGCUGGAACGGGAGCGCGAACGCGAGUGGGAGCAGCAACGAGAAAAUGAACAGCUGGCGGCAGCCGUGAGGCUGCACUUCCGGCAGGCGGACACCAGGGAUCACGUCACCGCGCAGCAGGGGGCCGCUUAUUUCGCGGCUACAGCGCCGCCAUCUCAACAGGUAUCUCGACCUUCGAGCGUGCCUGGAAAAGUCGACUAUCAUCCACCACCGGCGCACUCGCGAACAUCCAAGCUGCCGUUACCCUCGGGCAGCACGCUGCACGAUAAGUCGUCACCAGUGGUGGGACCGUCGCACAGCUCGCUACCGAAAGCCGAGCCGAACAUAAACUUAUUUAACUAUACAUACUCGCCGACGUACAUGCGCGAAAUGAAAGUGAAGAGCGACCUGAGCCAAGCGCACAAGUCGCUGCCAAGCAAGAGCGGACUAGCCGGCGGCCUCGAGAGGGACCACCACGGUAGAGAGGUGCUGCAGAAUCCACCGUCUCUGUUGCCGGACCACAAAAGCUCAGUGAUCGUGAAGAACGAGGGACGAGAGUUGCCGAAGGCACCGGCGCCACAGCAGCACUCGUCCAGUCCGAAGAUAAUGUCUUACCUGAACGUCCAGUCGGUGGCACCGCAGCACAAAUCGUCCGCGUACGAGUACAGGAGUCCGACGCAGAGUCCGCACCAUCUGCACCACCUCGACAGUCUGCAGUCGGCAGCGAAAAGCAUACCGCCGCCACCGGCGAGUCAUCACCGCAGCAGUGGCGCCGUGCCGACGACAACGACGCAACUGCCGAGUCCACAUGGCCAUCCGCCGCCACCUCCGCCGGCGCCUGCGCCGCACCCGCACAACCGUCAGUCUCCACACGCCCAACACCCGCACGCUCAACCGCCACCACCGUUGCCGCCACAUCCCUCACCGCCGGAGCCGCGCUACCUGAACAGGCCGGAGCAACAGGGUAUACCAUAUGCUCCAGCGAAGUCCGCAUAUCCGUAUCCUCAUCCACAUCCGCCCACGGCUUCGCCGACGUCGCACUAUGCAGCGCCGACGACCGGUUCCAAGCCGAAGGUCAGCAGCCCGGCACCGCAACACUUCUACGGCAAGCCGAACUCCGGGAUCAUGACCGGCACACCGGUAUGCCGUGCAUCUGAGCCUGCCGUCGCCGCGCCGAUACCGUUGACCUCGAAGGCUGGCAGUUCGCCUUACCAGCAAGUGCCUCACCAUCACGGGGCGCCGACACACCUGCCGCCACCCGCGCACAGUAGAUCCGUCUACGACAGUCGGGGUGCUUACACCGGCUCGAUGCCGGCCGGAAAACUGCCGCCGCCGUUGCACGGUUCGCCACCCACGGCCGCUUCGGCGCCUCUCUCGAGGCCAAUCGUUCAUCCCGUUCAUCGUACCAUCAGCCCGCAUCAGCAGCCGAAUCAGACGAUGCAACAUGUGCAGCCGCAGAUCAACACGGCCUUUCAAACGCAACCGCUCGAUCUCGGGGUGGAGAGGUCCGGUUCGCCCAAGAGAAAGGCGCCGACGCCGUUGCUGUGCGACAAUAACGCUGGUCAACCGGUGGCUCUGGAAGUAUCCAAGAAACGCCGUACCGAGGAGCCGCAACCGCAGCCACAGCCGUUAUCGUUGCAAUGUGUCGGACCGUCUAUGCUUUCCAGGGUGAGCGAACCCAGUCCACUGAUCGCCUCCGCCGCCACAUCAAUCACUACCGUCGUCAAUACUGCGGCAUUACUCGCGCAACCGAAUAAUCAAGCGCAGGAACGCACGGUAACGGCGGUGAGCCCAGCACCAAGAACCUCCAGUGGUGAUGGCUCGGUGCGACCCGCUAGUACUGGCAGUGUGUGCUCGCUCAACCCCACGCCAGUGAGCGCAGUACCCAGUCCAGCACCUAUACCGAGUCCUGCGCCCUCUACCGCACCCAGUCCGGCACCUAGUGCCCCUGGCACACCUGCUAAAGUAAACAACAUCAAUACCAGCACCGCGGACAGCGAGAAGUCCAACAGUCCAGCACCGAGACCACCGAGCAGCACCAGUUACCCGGUGCACAAAUUGAAAAAAGCGUGGUUACAAAGGCAUUCUGGCGAGGAUGGCACAGAGGAUACAACCGGCAUUGUCGGCAGCGGCUCCUGCCUUACAUUACCCUUAAAAAUAUCCCAGGUGCCAUCGCAACCUUUGAACAACAAGGAACACCGCGAGAGUAGCAGCGGCACGUCCAAUACGACCAACAACGCGCCGACGAGCACCUGUUUGCCCAGUGCCGUCAAUUCGAUUCAUAAUAUCGGUAGUAUGGCGGUCAACAGCAUUAACAAGAGCAAGGUAACCGGCAAAAGUGGUCGGAAACCGGCGAACAAGGAAUCCCUCAACGGCCACGCUACAGAUACCAAGACUCCGCAGGAAGACUCGUCCAGCAGCGACCCGGAGAGGAAGUCGCCGCCCAAGCGAAAGCCACCCAAGGUAAAACGAAAGAAGGGCGCCGCACGAAGGCAACAAACAGCCGCGGAAGAUCAGCGGAGGCGGAAAGAGGACAAGCAGGGUGGUGGAGCUGGUGCGGGUAGCGAGUCCAGCAAUGAGAGCGAGGCAGGCUCUGCUAGUGACACCAGUGAGCAGCUAAGCUCCAUUCAGCCUACGUCGAGGGUGCGACACACCACGGCUAAUUCCAACAAUUCCUCGGGAAACGGAAGUAACAAGGAGCCUAGGAAACGCGGUAGGAGACCAAAGACUACGAAGGGUAACGAAGUUGGAGGGGAAGAUCAACAACCCCGACAGAAGAAGGAACGCAGGGACGACAGCGCGAGCGGUGGUAACAAUGGUCCGGGCGGGAGCGGCGGGAGAGGUGAUCCCUUUCGCAAACCACCAAUAUCACAACUGAAGAAGACCGGUGAGAGCUGGUUACAGGACGGCGCCUGCUUCGAAGUGGCGCCCAAGCUGGCGAAGUGUCGCGAGUGCCGAUGGACGCCGCACCAGCGCUCCAAAAAUCUACCGCAGAAUAUCUUCUGCAGAUUCUACGCAUUUCGCCGGCUGCGCUAUACCAAAAACGGGCAACUGGCCAUAGCGGGAUUCAGCGAUCCACACAAGGAUGCAUCCGAGGAAGAUCUUCGAUUAUGGUUACCAGGAAAGGAUAACCAGGAGUCAACGGGGAAAGACGAGAAAUCCGAGAAGAACGAGAAAGACAAAGGAGAUCGGGAAGAUUUAGACUUGGAGACGGCUCAUCGGCUUCUUCGGCAGGUUGGCGAUCAAUUCUGUGAUCUUUUACAUCAGGAGAAAGAUGCCCUCCAAGAACAUAUGGCCGAAGCGAGUUCGGGGGUUAUAGACGGAACGGUAGCGUGGAAACGAGUGAUCCAAGGUGUCCGAGAAAUGUGCGACGUAUGUGAGACUACGCUGUUCAACUAUCACUGGGCUUGCGGCAAGUGUGGUUUCGUCGUCUGCAUCGAUUGUUACAAGGGACGCAAGAAUGGAACGAUCAAGAUCUGGGGCGACUGCGGCAAAGACCGGGACGAUUUCUCGUGGCUGCUAUGCACAAACAGACAAGCUCACGAGCCGGAACGACUCAUGUUGACACAGAUCAUCGCCGGCGACAGUCUCCUGCGUCUCGGUCAACGUUUGCACGAGUGCCGCGCGGAAUGGGGAAUCGCGCAGCAUUGCGCUUGCUCGCUCGCGAUGCCUUCACAGCCGAACGAAAUCCUCCGGAACUUGAUCAAAGGCGACUCCGUGCUGGUGCUCAACGGAAACGUCAAGCAGGAGGUGAAGGAAGAGAAGAAGCUGAACGAGUCUAAUGGUGCGUCGUCGGAGAGCAAGACCAACGGCGAGGACAAUUCAUCGCUGAAUUGGUUGGCCGAGGUGGCGUUGCAGAAUCAGCAGGAGAAGCCUCCCCCCGAGAGCGGCACCAGCUCGGACUCGGACGAGGAUCGCGAGGAAGGCUUCUCGACACUGCGGGAGCUGCUUGUCGGAUCUUCACACAAGUCGAACGGUAACGGAUCUAGAUCAAACUCGCCCACAAAUAAUGCGAGCGGCGUGAACACUCCCGCUGGUAAUAACGUCGCCAAAUCCGGCAAGAAAUCAAAGAUGGAUACGCUCGACGAGGUAAUAUCCAGCGUGAUCGAACAUAGUGUGAAGAAGGAACGAGACAGCGGUAUGGACGACGAGAAACCACGAGAGUUGAAGCACUUCGUGCGACGUUAUAAGUGGACGCAGCGAGGUCGCGAGCCGUUACCCAUUAGGAUCAUGACUCUGACAGAGAGCAAGAGUUUGUAUCCGGACGUACCACAUUCGUGGCUCUGCGACGGCAAGAUGCUAAGGUUAAAUGACCCGAACAAUCCCAACAAUUACCGGAUAUUCCAGGACCAGUGGAAACGCGGGCAACCUGUGAUCGUCUCCGACGUUUCCAAGGCGUUAGACAUGAAUCUGUGGCAUCCGGAUUCGUUUGCACGCGAUUUCGGCGACGAAAAGAACGAUCUCGUCAACUGUAUGACGGGUAAUUUGGUGCCGAAUCAACCGAUGCGUAAAUUUUGGGAGGGAUUCGAGCACUUUUCCAAACGGCUCAAGGACGAGCGGGGCAAUCCUAUGUUGCUGAAACUGAAAGACUGGCCGCCCGGUGAGGACUUCGCCGAGCUGCUCCCGUCGAGAUUCACGGAUCUGAUGAAGGUCCUGCCGUUGUCCGAGUACACUCACAGAAACGGUAGACUGAAUUUAGCGAGCCGUUUACCCAAUUGCUUUGUAAGACCGGACCUAGGGCCGAAGAUGUACAACGCCUACGGCUCCGCGCUUCACCCCAACAAAGGCACGACUAAUCUCCAUCUGGACAUCUCUGACGCCGUGAACGUCAUGGUGUACGUGGGUAUCCCGAAGGAUGCCGACAGCGACGAACACAUCAAAGAGGCAUUGAGAGCGAUAGACGAAGCAGGCUGUGAUAUUCUGACGCGUCGUCGGGUGCGCGAACGCGGCGAGGCACCCGGUGCGUUGUGGCAUAUUUAUCCGGCGCGCGACGCCGACAAAAUUCGAGACCUUCUGAAUGCCGUAGCGUUAGAACGCGGCGCUCGCUUGGAACCACAUCAUGACCCCAUCCACGACCAGAGUUGUUAUCUUGACGGCCCGUUGCGAGAACGAUUGUACCGAGAAUACGGUGUCGAAGGGUACGCCAUUGUUCAAUGUUUGGGCGACGCGGUAUUCGUGCCGGCCGGCGCGCCGCAUCAAGUCCGCAAUCUUCACAAUUGCAUCAAAGUGGCUGAAGAUUUCGUGUCGCCGGAGAAUGUCUCGCAUUGUUUCCACCUGACUCAGGAGUUCCGCGCGUUAUCAGACACGCACACCAAUCACGAGGACAAGCUGCAGAUUAAGAAUAUCAUAUACCACGCGGUGAAGGAUUCACUGACCGUCUUAGCAAACGUCAAGGAAGAGACUCUCACCAAGCUCAACGAGACGAAGACGAAAGAGGAAACGUAGCCUUAGGCCCCCGCAAUACGGUAAGACCCGUGGAUGAUCAUUAGAACGAAUUUCGUCGUCACUAUGACGAAACCAACUCCGCUCGCCGUUCCUCGGCGUUCCCGAACAGCGGAGAAUCUUGCUGGCAAGAAUAACCGGGAGAAACUGCAGAAGACGACCUCCUUCCCCUCCGCGAAGAAAUCGCCUCGUGGAGGCGCGUCGCUGAGGUAAAGAAUUUGUUGUGAUACUUGACCAGGAACCAUUUUGGAAAACAUUAUAAUUUGCGAUAUCGCCUGAGCCAGUAUUUGGUUAUUUGUUUUUUUCUUUUUGUUUAUUUUCGGGCUGUCUCUUGCACCGAGUCCGUUUUUUGCUCUCCCGUUUUACGGGCAAAAAGCCGCCCGCGGACAUGAAGUCCGACGAGCUAUAUAAGAUAUGUGAGAAGAGAAAGGGGGAGAAAGAUUUGUGGGCCGGAUCGCGCUAUGAGUAAACGCCGCGUCCAUUUACUAUUGUGAUACAAGGAGGACUCUGUGGAUCGUACGUUACUUGUAAUUAAUUAUAUCGUGCCUGUAUCCAAUACACAUUCACACACACACACAUACACACUGUCUAUAUUAUAUAAAUGUAGAUAAUUGAAUAUAUAUAUUAUAUAUAUUAUAUAUACAUACUGUGUACUGAAUGAAUUUUUGCUAGCAACUACGCGAGACGGUUGUCUAGGAGUACCUUUGUGCAAUUAGAUGGUUGAACAGUUUAGCUGGAUCAGUGAUAAAUAUUGGAUCCAUUAAUCGUGUGCUCUGGUGCUUUCUCUGGUGUAUCUCUGGUGUAGCCCCGCCAGAGAUAGUCGAUACGUAUUCGCGUUAGAUUUUUAUGUUCCACGUAAAAAUGGUGUAAGUGAUGAAAGCAAAAAACACUGCCUAACUAAUCGGUUCGACGACAAUGAGAAGAGACAAGUCUUCUCUCGCAAUCAUUCUAAUAGAUUGCUUACAACUCAACGAGUUGUUGUUCAAAGUCGCGAUUGCUUUUUUACGGCGAACCAUAUGUAUCGGCUAUGAACAUCGGCGGGGUGAUAUAAGUUUUGUAUGACUGUCACUUCGAUUAUAAGGCAUCAGAACGUAACAAAAAAAAAAAGAAUUACAACUUCUUCGAUAUUACUUCUUCGAACCCGGUGUAUCGCAACCCGUCGUGUAACGGGGGUGUAAUUAAUAAGAUAAAUCUGUUAUUUUUGUCAAAACCACGCGAACCGUCUAUAAAAUCCGACACGUGAAAGAGUGAAAAAAGAAGAAUGAAAAGACAGCGAUAAUCUAAUUGUAUCGUAAUGGGAUAUUAACUGAUAGGAAUAAAAUUAUGCAGUAAUGUUAUUUUAAAAAGAAUGAGAGAGAGAGAAAGAGAACGACAAAAAAGAAGAAGGAAGAAAGAGCGUAAAAGUAAAAGCGUAACGACUUUCGAAGUGCCAAUGUUGAACGACGUGGGACAUUUAAGUGUGUACGCGUUAUGUAUCGUAUAUGCGUAGGUAGAAAAAAAUGAAGAACAAGAAGAGGAAAAAAGAGGAAAACAAUUAGUCACACAGAAUCUGCAGAGAUGACAGGCCGAGUUCCUAUCAUUCGACAGUUCGCGCGAAGACGAAGUCGCCGCGCUCUAUCCGCCGCACUGUCAUUGUCUCGCGAUUCGAAAACUGCUGUAGUAGCUUCUGUUACCUUCGUUACCUUAUCUCGCGAGAUUCGUUCAAUAAACAUUGCUCAAUGAAGCAAACAAGAAAACAAGAUAUUAUAAACGAGCGAAUGUAACUAUUAGCCCAGAUCUACAAUAUGCUCUCUUUGUUUCCUAUAUUUUUCUCUUUAUCUUUUUCUAGCUUAAACUUUCUAGCUUUGAACUUUAGUCAAAAAAAAAGAUAGUGAUAAAGAAACAGGGAGCAAAGAACACAUUGUAGAUCAGACUUUGGAGAUUCUUUCCGACUUUUGCGUUCGUGUUUUUUUUUUUUUUUUUUUUUUUUUUUCUUUAAGCAAACUUGAAACAGCAGCUCUCGAAUCGGGCGUAUCUACUUAGCGUCUUUUGCGCCACUUUACGCGCCGAUCGAUCGUCGACUGUAUUACGGUUGGUUAAUAAUCAUCGACACCGAUGAGACAUGUAAACGAAUGAAAAUAUCGGAAAAUAGACGAACGAACCGAAAGGAGAGGAAAAAAAAAAG